Sebastes umbrosus (honeycomb rockfish) is the source of this 8193-nucleotide messenger RNA. RefSeq names its product pbx/knotted 1 homeobox 2 (gene pknox2). Gene Ontology annotation, biological process: regulation of transcription by RNA polymerase II. Lineage: Eukaryota; Metazoa; Chordata; Actinopteri; Perciformes; Sebastidae. Bases 4260 to 5711 code for a protein of 483 amino acids. Gene Ontology annotation, molecular function: RNA polymerase II cis-regulatory region sequence-specific DNA binding; DNA-binding transcription factor activity, RNA polymerase II-specific. The transcript has 10 exons. The record is from RefSeq and is a predicted model, not a curated record.
UGAACAAGAAGAGCCUUCUGUGUUUUUCCUCUUAACUUUACUCGUUGUCUCGCUAUCCUCACUUCCGUUUCUCUUCUCAUGCACUGAUUUGUUUAAGCUGAAUCGCCAAUCAGAGUGAUGUCUGUCACCGUCGUGCGCCGCCACCGAUUCAACAUGCUGAAAAACCUCCGCCAUGGGCAGACUAGAGCCGACGGACGCUCAUCGACGGCCCCAAACUGUCCUUGGUGUGUCAGGAACUUUAAAUGUGAUAAUGGUAAACUUUACAGCCUUCUGGUGAACGUGAUAUCUCAGGAACACCUGGAAGGAAUAUCUUCAAAUUUGGCACAAACAUCCACUUGGGCUCGAGGAUGAACUGAUUGGAAUUUGGUGGUCAAAGGUCAAAGGUCAAAGGUCAAGGUCACUGUGAUCUCACAAACAUGUUUUUGUCCAUAAGUCAAGAAUUCAUGGCUGUAAAGUGACACUUGACUGGUCGGCGGAGGCGUACAACCAUGAGGUGGUAGUUCUAGUGUAUGUUCAUUCUUGCUUGCCGGGUUGUAAAUGUUGCACCCUUAAACAGAUGCGACUCCGUCUUCCUUUUGGCAACUUUAUUCUCCACAGUUCUGCAUUGAAGUUAUCUUUACACGAAGUAAUCAGAACAUCAGUAAACCUGCCCGUUCACUCAACGUGACUCAACUCAUCUCUACUGUGCUGACUGAUGACAUCACAUCACUCUGAACUACGACCUCUCGGUAAUAACAUAAAUCAGAUAAUAUAGGUAAUAUUUGCAAAAAUGGAAAUACAAUGAGAUUAGAAUAUAUUUCUUUCAGAGAACUUAAAUCUGUUUCAGGUCAAUAUAAUGUAAAUUCUAAAAUAUUUCUAGGUUGCAACAUAAACAAUCUACAUCCCCUCAAAUUCAAUCAUCCUUGGUUUGGUAGGAGAGUUGAGCUGUGUUCAAGAGCGCUAUAAAGAUCAGAACAUCACAGUCUGAGUCGUGGUUAUUUUCAGUCUUACGUGUGAGGGUUGGAUCUACCUGUGGUCUCUGUUCGCUGCUUCGUUAGUCUGAUUUUGCAGAGAGGUGAAGUGUUGAUGAUUCACUAUGAGAGCGGGUCACAUCUUUGUCAACCACAAGUCUGCUUUUAAUGAACCGAUGCAAAAACCCUCCUGCCAGGUCACAAUCUGGAGUGCCAGGAAAUGUUCUCCGUGACGCUUUCUGUGUUUACAAUAAAUCAUGAGGAGGAUCAGUUUUCUUUUUAUCGCCUUGGUUUUGUAGCAGGAAGCAUUCCACAUGUGAUAGAAGUUCAACACUGUACAAUAAAUUCACCUUCAAACCAAAGCAGACAAGAAAAAAAAAGCUUUGGACAUGGUUGAAGUGUGGAGGCCAGAGGCAGUGAUCACAUCAUAUGUGACCAGAUAUGGAUUUUCAUUUCAAUGCCAGUGGUAAACGGGGUGAAACUGCAGCUAUUCCACUGACUAACCUCACAUCAAUACAGCAGAGGCCCAUUCUAUGCCCCAGAAUCGUUGGAAAAUUGAAUGCUGAAUAGAAGCUUUUCUUACGGCACAGAAUCCGAUGAAAGAGUACGACUGCCUCCAAUCCAAAUUCACAAAACCCUUUGAUGUUUGUUGGAAUAAUUUUAUGCCUACUUCUCAUUUUCCAUUUUAUGCUUUGCUUUUGAAUUUUGAUUGCGACUACAGGCACUUUUCAAUUGAUAUGCAUUAUGAACUCUGUAAUAAUUCAAAGGCCUUUGUUGAGGAACAAACAUGUCAUUUGUCCUCAAAAUGAAUUUUACGACUUAUUGUGUAACCGUGCACCUUUUGGCGAGUUCAGAGAGAGUCGAUGCCAGACGAUUUGUACUUUCAGUUUCAUGCAGCAUGUUUGUGUUUAAUUUCACCGUUGAAAUUAAAUGUCUUGUUUGUUGGUGUUUUUGCAGUGUUCUUGUCUGUUACUGCAUGUACAUUCACGCUUCAGCAGCCAUUGUAUGGCAUGUGUGUGUGUGUGUGUGUGUGUGUGUGUAUUUAUGGAUGCGUGAUUGCCUGCUCAAAUUUGGCGUUUGGUGGCCCGUUCCUUCGAGGGAUGGGCGAAACUUGAGAGGCUGCCUAAAAUACUGUGCAGUAAUUGGAAUUGCUUUAUCUUCAGUCUCAUCAAUUAAUGUGCAAUUUUCCAUUUAAUCACUAACACGCUCACUGCAUUUGCAAUUAAAAUGAGGACUGAUAACAGAGAAGAUGCCUUUCAGCUGAUACCAGUUGGAAUGAGAACAGAAACCAGGAGACGCAAUCAGUACACAAAAUGACUCGCAGAGACAUGCACAUGGCACACAAACAAGUGUGAACACACACAGUGCAAACAGUCAUGCUCAUACAGUGCAGCAACUGAAUACACACACACACACAUGCAUACACACAGCUAACACAAGCACAGUAUGACAUGAUAAAACAUGCAGAUUUGUGGCUAAAACCCCAAAUUACAACUUGUCAGUGAUGAAACUAAACCGGCAUUUAACAUCAAAAUGUUGGCAGCGGCGGUGGAAUCGGAUGCCACUCAAAAAAAACCAGAAGGGUCUCAGCCAGUUGUCUUGUCUGUGACGGGAAAGUCAGAGACAUUGCCAGGGUCUGGGUCUCAGUAGGGGAUGAGCUCAGUGGCGGGGAACAUCUGACAUGUAUUGUCCUGAUUCUGAAGAGAGGGAUGUUUGCAUCUCUUCCUGUUUGGCAGCAGAAACCUGAAAACUACCCAGAGAGAGUGUUUUUAUUUGAGAAUGCGUAUACAGGGCUCAACACACAGAUGUGUGAAACUAUAAGAGAAGGAUACGGCAGAGGUUUUAUAGUGCUGAGUGCUGCGUAAUAUCCCUAUGUAGUGUGUCUGUGUAUGAUAUCAGUGUAUGAUAUUCCUUUAAUAGUAUUUCUAAGAUCCUUGCAUGACAUUCUUGUAAAAACAAUAAAAGAUUAUUGAAGUUCUUUUUCAUCUUUCCAUAACCUCACAACUCAUAUCGCAAAUCCUCAGCUCCAGUGGUCAGGCAGAUUGACUGCACAUCUGUAUUUCCUGAUGCGGUAGCUCUGAAAGAGGAUGUAGCAACCGGUGCAGAGAUUUUGCACGGAUGUUCCAGUUGCAUUUCACUAGAGGAAACGCUUGAUUAUAAUCAAGCGUUUCCCUCCACGUCAAUACCGUUCAGUCCGAGUGCACCAGUCCAUUGCAAUUUGCUGCCUGCCUUUCAUGACCACACAAUGCUCUAUGUGGCAUUAUAGACUUUUGUUUUUCCAAUAAGUCCAGUGGCUCAAGGUAACCAGCAAACAUUCAGACUUUGAAGAUGUGUCAGAGUUUAAAGCACCAAAUUGAACUUUGUAGUGUCCAUAUACAUGUAUUGGUGAGAUCAGGGCUUAUAUUUGAUCAAAAACAAGGUUUAAUAAAGUUUACCCUCACAUUUAUCCAAACACCCUUUCCCCGCCUCAGGUCAAAUAGUUAAUUUACAGCACAUUUUCAUGCAGCGUAUACACAUAGGUUAUAUGUAGCUUCAGGAUGGAGCACCUGCUGUGCUUGCCUAUAGUACGUUGGGGUGAUGGUAGGGGGUCUAUGUGUGUGUGUGUGUGUGUGUGUAACGUACCCCUGAACCAAUUAGCUCACUUCAGUGGGGGUGGCAGCGAUGGUUACAGCGGUGUUCCACAGGGUACAACCCUCAGCCCUGUGGGGUCCCGGCCAAUAGCAAUUAGCCCACCAACAAGAGCCCUAAUUAGCUCUCUUGAUUGGCUUGGUAACAGCGCAACAACAACACCAUGCAGCCAACACAUAGAGACGACCAAGGUGACUCCACCAAGAUCGGCAUUGCUUUAAAGCCAGCUGUACUGCAAUUAGCAAACAAGCAUGGCUGUCUGUAAUUGGUAAACAAGUAGUCGGGUUUGUUUGCGGUGUCAUUAUGAACCUGCUGGUUUGUAAAGUAUUUCUGUAAAGGGCUCCAUGAUUGAGUCUGUGUUGCUUUGUUUUCUUUCUGCUUGGCAGCAUUGUUAGAUCACUCAGUAUUAAUACAUCAUCCCGCCUGACUGUCAGCUCUAUGCAAUCCAUGCAGAGGGAGACUGAGGGGGAGAUAGAGCAAAGAAAUAAAUUAGUAAAUGGAGAAGGAGGGAAAAGAAGUGUGAGAGGGAAGAGUGAGAUGUUGCGUGAGAAUCCCAUCUCCUAUUAUUUAAUCAUAGCAGCACCUGGUGGCUGUAAUAGAAUUCACAAUCACUGCUCGCACUGGAUUUAUGUUUUCUCUUUUUUUUCUGUUUCUUUCCCAGUCUAAAUGUGAAGCUAUCCCAUGAUGCAACAUGUGUCCCCAGCACCUGCAGUGACAAUGAUGGCCACCCAGAGCGUUCCUCCACCAUCGUACCAGGAGAGCCAACAGAUGACGGGCACCACUCAGCAGAACACCAAGACCCCGCAGGUCCAUAUCCCAGCAGCCUCUGCAGCAGGAAAUACCUCUGUCAGUGUGACCCUUGACCCCCAGGCCCAGCUUGAAUCUGACAAGAGGGCUGUUUACAGACAUCCAUUGUUCCCCCUGCUGGCGUUAUUGUUUGAGAAAUGUGAGCAGGCCACGCAGGGAUCUGAAUGCAUCACGUCGGCCAGCUUUGAUGUGGACAUUGAGAACUUUGUGCACCAGCAGGAGCGAGAACACAAGCCCUUCUUCAGUGAAGAUCCAGAGCUGGACAACUUGAUGGUAAAGGCCAUCCAGGUGUUGCGAAUCCACCUUUUAGAGUUAGAGAAGGUCAAUGAGCUCUGUAAAGAUUUCUGCAACCGUUACAUCACCUGCCUCAAGACCAAGAUGCACAGCGACAACCUCCUCCGUAACGACCUCGGAGGACCCUAUUCUCCGUCACACACCAGUCUCAACAUGCAGCAGGAAUUAAUUCAGACCUCCUCUCCAUCCAUGACCUCUGUCUCCAGCUCUGUUAACCCUUCAGGGAUAUUGGUGCCCGCCGGGGGUCUGCAACAGGGCAAUGUCGCCAUGACUACCAUCAACUCUCAAGUGGUAUCGGGUGGGACCCUGUACCAGCCGGUUGCCAUGGUGACAUCGCAAGGGCAAGUGUUAACGCAGGGGCUGCCGCCGGGAACCAUCCAGAUCCAGAACUCACAGGUAAACAUGGACCUGUCAGCCCUGUUGGACAGUGAAGACAAGAAGUCCAAGAAUAAGAGGGGGGUCCUGCCCAAACACGCCACCAACAUCAUGCGCUCCUGGCUCUUUCAGCAUCUCAUGCACCCGUACCCAACAGAAGACGAGAAAAGGCAGAUCGCAGGACAAACAAAUCUAACGCUUUUGCAAGUGAACAACUGGUUCAUCAACGCCCGUCGGCGUAUCCUCCAGCCCAUGUUGGAUGCCAGUAACCCAGACCCGGCUCCUAAAGCCAAGAAGAUGAAGUCCCAGCACCGUCCCACACAGCGCUUCUGGCCCGACUCCAUCGUGGCUGGAGUUCUGCAGUCGCACAGAUCAGGAAACAACUCAGACAACCCGCUGAGUAUGGACAGCCUCCAGUCGCUGUCCUCAGACUCAGCCACCCUGGCCAUGCAGCAAGCCAUGCUGGGCGCCGACGACUCCAUGGACGGCACCGAGGAGGAGGACGAAGAGGAAGAGGAGGAGGAAGAGGAGGAAGGAAUGGAGGAGGAAGAAGAGGAGGAGGACGGAGAGGAGGAAAACGACAGGGGGAGGCUAAUGUCCAGCGGAGGAGGAGCGAGGAGAGAUCUGCGCAUGGAGCACAGAGAGGAGCUAGAGUAGUCGACUAGAGGGAAAGACUUUAUGAACUUUGACCUCAGUUGUCCCCUUAAUACGGCCUCUUUCAAACUCAACUAGGACGGCUCUAAUGCUAAGUGACUCUUGAGGACAUGUUAGGUUUUUUCUCCAGACUCUUAUGCAGAGCCACCGAGGAGACUAGUCAGACUCAAUGGCCAUCAUGAUUAUGAUUACAGAGGACGGAUAUGAGUUUAAUGAUGAAUAUGUGUUGUUUCAUUUUACUAUUGUAUGUUCUCAUGCAGUUGAGCUCUUGAAAUAUUUGGAUAGUAGCAAUUUUUUUUUUUUUUACUCUAUAGCUCCUGUUAUUUAUGGACAGUAAUGGCACAGGAACUAAAAGGUUGAAAAGAUUACUGCCAGUUUUAAAUUGAGACAUUUUCAACAGCUUACGGUAACAGUUAAAGAGGCUCGGUGCUCUCUGAGAGCCGUGACAUUUCGAGGCUGUUUUAAAUUCAGGUUACAGUGAACUGAAAAAAAAGGAACAGUAGAAUAAGGAGUCUUGAGUAGGUGCACAUGCAUAAAAAAAACACACAAAAAAAACGACUGUAUGUGAAAAACUUAAAACUUUAACUGGCUGAAAGAACUCUCAAUUUUCAACUGACAGUCUACACGUUAACGGUAUAAUAUGUAUCAUAGGUUAUAUAUGAGAGAGAGAGAGAGAGAGCAGCGAUGGUGGAGCGAGCUAUAGAGUGACUGAAGAGAGGGAGCGGAGUUAGUGAGAACAAAGCAGUGAAUCAGAGGAAUAAAACGUUAUCUUCUGAUUGUCUUCACAGCGGUUACGUUCUAAAGCACAAAUAAACACAACUCACAACUCCACACAUCCCUGCCGGAAGGUGAAUGCAGCCAAAGGGCAGCUCCAUCCUGUCCUCUCUGCUUCGGUGUGUGGGGCUCGGCGCUGCUCUCGGUCAAAUCGUCGCACCGAUAGCAGCGCUUUGCACACAGCAGAGGAGAGACGGAGGAGCAGGGGGGAGCACAUGCACAAAAAAACACACAUCCAUCAAACAUGGCUCUUUGUCUGUGACAGAGCUAAAGGGGGACUUGUGCCCAUGGAUGUACAGUAUCAUGCUUGUGCCUCGGUAUCAGACACCGAUUGGCAUGACAAGGCGCCGCUAUUUGACGACCUGAACAGGCUGCACACCCUGCAUGCUGUUAUUGGCUGUUUGCAGACGCCCAGAAGAGUAAAGCAACAUAAGAAGGAGAGAUGAAAUCCAGGCAGAGGGCUGACACACUGCUAGUGAGUCAUGGUGAUGAUUGGGAAGGAUUAUUUUUGUACGACAUUGUUUUUUUUUAGAUAAUUCCUGCAUAAUAUACCUUUAACUGUGCAGUUCAUGUGUCAUUUUGCUUCCUAAAAUAAGAGUGAAGAGCUAAAGGAAAGAGAGAGAGAUUUAAAAAAAAAAAAAAAAGUUGUUAUGCUGUCCAAAUAUCUGCAGAAGUGACUGUAUGUGUCGGCUUCCACUGCUAGGACGUCAUUCACACCUUUUAAAUGACUCAUAGGUUCUCAGGUCGAACAACACUCUCAUCCGGUGCGUUUCUUCCUCACGAGCAAAAACCCCUGGACUCAUUGCCGCGGCGGCAAAACCUUUUAGAGCAUGACUUUUUAAACAAUCAUUUUGUUUCUCCUCCCAUGAGCAAAAAUAAAAACAAAAAAAUGGUAGUAAACCAGUGUAUACUGACUGCACAUAUAGUAUGUAUAUCGGAUUUCUCAUAUGUUUGCAUUCUGGUGUUUAAGGUUUUCAUAUUUAUUCUUUUGUGUGUGUGUGGCCUCAGAGGGAAUCUCAGUGAACAACAUGCCAGUUGCUUCUACAUAUACUGUAGGAAUAAGGCUAUUGUAUCAGCUGGCGGGCCAUGCACAUACUUGACUUCAGCCAUCAAGUCAGGCUUAGAAAAUCGCUUGUGUAUUUUUGUGACCUUGGGUGAUUCUGUCACAAAAUAAGAGCAUGGCGAGCACCGACAGUCACUAGGAACUGUCUCACCCACAUCUCAACAUGGAGGGAGAUCACACAGAGACGGUCAAUGACUUUGGAAUCCCCCGACUGACAGAGCCGCCGUCUUUUACUGACAAACUUUUUCAAGGAUACAAAGAAGACAAUUUUGAGGGGAACGAGAAGAGAGAGAAAGAAAAGUCAGAAGUAACGUCUCUUUCAAUUUUAUGUGAAGGAUUUUGAAGAAACUGUGAAACAAUUUUAGCUCUCUGUUUUGUACUAAAACACACAAAUGGAGUCGCUGGUUUCUAAUGUGAAGACAGAAAAUGAAAAAAAACACGUUAUAUUGAAUGUUCUGAUUGUUCAUUGUGAAGUAUGUUGCUCAUUAAUAUUCUUUUCUCGAUUGCUUUUUUUUUUUUUUUAAAUGGAUCUUCCAGAGCAAGUGACAGACAAUAGGGAAUAUUUCUAUUCAUUUGUACACUUGGUUGUCAUAAUCUAUUGUGUUUCAAUAGACCAAUUUUAAUAAUUAAAACAUGUAAAGGUACUGA